AAAAGAAACAUAAUGGAAUUCCAAAGUGAAUUGCAGGCACCAAAACUGCUAAAAGCUCAAAGCCACAUAUGGAAUCACAUAUUCAAUUUCAUAAACUCUAUGUCUCUUAAAUGUGCUGUUGAAUUAGGCAUACCUGAUGCUAUUCACAAUUAUGGCCAACCCAUGCCACUUUCACAACUCAUUGCUUCACUUACAGUCCACCCAUCAAAAACCUCCUCCAUCCAACGUUUGAUGAGAAUCUUGAUCCAUUCCGGCUUCUUCACCACGAAGAAUGUCGCCAACGAUGACCCCGAAGUUGGGUAUGUGUUAACUGAUUCAUCCAUGCUUCUGCUUAAGGAAAAUCCUUUAAGUGUGACACCGUACGUUCUUGCCAUGCUUGAUCCAAUAUUUACAAAACCAUGGCAUAAAUUGUCCACAUGGUUCCAAAGUAACAAUCCCACACCAUUUGAAAUAGAGCAUGGAGAAAUGUUUUGGGCUUAUGCGUGCUUGUCAUGA
Arachis duranensis is the source of this 495-nucleotide messenger RNA. RefSeq names its product trans-resveratrol di-O-methyltransferase-like. Gene Ontology annotation, biological process: methylation. Bases 13 to 495 code for a protein of 160 amino acids. The record is from RefSeq and is a predicted model, not a curated record. Lineage: Eukaryota; Viridiplantae; Streptophyta; Magnoliopsida; Fabales; Fabaceae. Gene Ontology annotation, molecular function: protein dimerization activity; O-methyltransferase activity; S-adenosylmethionine-dependent methyltransferase activity. The transcript has a single exon.